Microthlaspi erraticum is the source of this 957-nucleotide messenger RNA. NCBI's taxonomy places the organism in Eukaryota, Viridiplantae, Streptophyta, Magnoliopsida, Brassicales, Brassicaceae. The record is from the annotation of a GenBank genome assembly.
AUGGGACACUUUGGUGUGGCCAAAACACUUCAAGUCAUGCGUGAUCACUUUCAUUGGCCGCACAUGAUCAGAGAUGUGGAGAGGAUUUGUUCUAGAUGUGCAACUUGUAAACAAUCCAAAUCUAAGGUUCAACCUCACGGUUUGUACACUCCUCUCCCUAUUCCAUCUCAUCCCUGGACUGAUAUAUCCAUGGAUUUUGUGCUUGGAUUGCCUAGGACUAGAACUGGAAAAGAUUCUAUCUUUGUGAUAGUUGAUAGGUUCUCAAAAAUGGCUCAUUUUGUAGCAUGUCAUAAGACUGAUGAUGCAUCUCAUGUAGCUGCUCUGUUCUUUAAAGAGAUUGUUAGAUUGCAUGGCAUGCCGCGCACCAUUGUUUCUGAUCGUGAUACAAAGUUCCUGAGUUAUUUUUGGAAAACUUUGUGGUCUAAGUUGGGUACUAAGCUUUUGUUUUCUACUACUUGUCACCCUCAAACUGAUGGCCAAACUGAAGUUGUUAAUAGAACUCUUGGAACUUUGUUGCGCGCCUUGAUUAAAAAGAAUCUUAAAAGUUGGGAUGAAUGUUUGCCACAUAUUGAGUUUGCAUAUAACCAUGCUGUGCAUUCUGCUUCUAAGUUUUCUCCUUUUGAAAUUGUUUAUGGGUUUAAGCCCAUCUCUCCUUUGGAUUUGAUGCCUUUGCCUUUGAGUGAAAGAUUAAGCACAGAUGGAAAGCACAAGGCAGAAACAGUCAGGAAGAUCCAUGAGCAGGCCAGAAGGAACAUUGAGGCUAAAACCAAGCAGUAUGCUCAACAAGCCAACAAGGGCCGAAAGGAAAAUGAACCAGAUUUGAGGACAAAUCCUUUUCAAGAGGGAGGGGAUGAUAUGAUCAUGGAGGAGGUUGCUAGGAACUUGGACCAGGAAGCAGCUGGAGAGCUUGUAGCUGAGGAGGAGCAGCUUGAACCUGAGGAAGCUUUGGAGCUUUGA